Messenger RNA from Entamoeba histolytica HM-1:IMSS, 2085 nucleotides. RefSeq lists its product as uncharacterized. The coding region runs from base 1 to 2085 and encodes 694 amino acids. Gene Ontology annotation, molecular function: ATP-dependent protein folding chaperone; ATP binding; heat shock protein binding. Lineage: Eukaryota; Evosea; Mastigamoebida; Endamoebidae. The record is from RefSeq and is a predicted model, not a curated record. Gene Ontology annotation, biological process: cellular response to unfolded protein; protein refolding. Gene Ontology annotation, cellular component: cytoplasm. The transcript has 2 exons.
AUGUCUUCUCAAAAAAUAGUUAGUGUUGGAAUUGAUUUAGGAACUACUUGUUGUUAUGUUGCUUGUAUUGAAGAUGGUAAUGAACCAAAAAUACUUCUAAUGAAUAAUGAAGACUAUUUACCUUCAUGGAUUUCUCUUUCAAAUGUUAAGAAUGGUUUAGGAGUUAUUAUAGGAGAAGCUGCAAAGAAUAAUAUUCACUCUCAUUGUGUGGGAUAUGACUCUAAAAGAUUAGUUGGUAGAAAAGUUGAUGAGAUUAUGGAUUGGGAAAAAAGACUAUGGUCUUUUGAAGUUGUUGAAAAGUAUGGAAUGUCAGCACUUUCGAUUUAUAACCCAUUGACUGAAGAGAAUGAAGUCUUUGUUGCUGAAGAAGUUUCUGGUUUUUUAGUAAGGAAAUUGAUGGAUAUUGUAAAAGGAACUCAAAGCAACCCAAUAAUAGAAGGCGUUGUUGUUACAGUACCUGUUAAUUUCAGUGACAGUCAAAGACUUGCAACUGAAAGGGCAGUUAGGUUAGCAGGAGUUAAAGACGUUAAUAUCAUAAAUGAACCUUCUGCAACCAUUCUUUUGUAUCAAAAUGAAUUUCACAUUAAAGAAGGAAAUAGAGUUGUUGUUAUAGACUUUGGAGGAGGAACAUUAGAUGUGUGUUGUUGUGUUAUUCAAAAAGAUGGUAUUAAAGUUUUGUCCAAUGGUGGAAAUCAAAAUUUAGGGGGUAACGAUUUUGAUAGAGUUAUUUCAGAUAUAAUUAAACAAAAAAUGAUUGAACUAUAUGUGGUUGAUAAUGAAGAUUAUUGGGAGAGAACCGAAAAAGAUACAAAAGAGCAAGCAAAUAUAAAAAGUAAGAGAUUGGCACUUCUUAAAAAAGAAUCUGAAAGAGUUAAGAUUGAAUUAUCAAUGCAAGACAAUGUUGAUAUAAAUUUAGAAAAUCUAAUAGAUAGUGAUAAUGAAAUAGUCUAUAAUAUUAGUAUUAGUCAAGAUGAAUUUCAAAAAGGAUGCGAUGAGGUAGAAAUAAUGAAAUGCUUUACUAAUUGUAUUAAUGAUGUUUUGAAUCGAGCAAAAUUUAAUGAAAAUAACGUUGAUUUGGUUAUUCCUGUUGGUGGAAGUUGUAUGAUUCCUUUUGUAAGAGAAAAAAUAUCAAAAUUAUUUAGUUCAACAAAACUGGCAGAUCCUAGAUUUAAUUGCAGAACAUCUGUAGCCAGAGGAGCAGCACUUAAAGCCUCAAAUAAAACUCAAAUAAAAAAUCUUAAUUUAUAUGAAACCGUUCCGUUUAAUAUUGGGUUUGAGAUAUCAGGGGGUAAACUAGACCCUUUUAUCAAAGCUGGAGAUAAACUUCCUCAUUCAUCAAUAAAGAAGUUUCUUCCAGAGAAAAAAAAUCAAACAUUUGUGAUUUAUUCAAUUUAUAGAGGGAUGUCUUCUUAUAUAGAAAAUGAUGAAUUUGUUGAUUCUGUAACUAUUAAAGGAAUACCAGAAAAUAAUUCAAAAAUUGAAAUGACAGUUAAAUGUCAGGUUAAUAGAAAUGGAAUAGUAAACAUUGAAAUAUAUCAAGAUGGGAAAAACUACAAAGAUAAAAUUGAUUAUCAAGUAUCUCUUCAAUCAAUAUUCAUUGGAUUAAUUAAUAGAUAUGCUAAAAUUAUACUCAAAAGAAGAACAGUUAAAGCAACAGUGACAAAGCCAUUUCUUUGUAUUGAAUUUAUUGAAUUUGAAGAAACAGAUACAAUAUUAUUUUGGGAAGUCAUUGAAAAUAUGAUUAAAAGUAUGUAUAAUGAAGAUAGAAAGAAUGAUAUUAAAGAAACAACAGCAAGUGAAAGAUUAAAACGAAAUAGAAUUAUUUAUUCAAUUCAUCUUUUAGAAGAUAUACUUGGAGAAUUAGGAUAUAGUUUUAAACAUCAAACAAUUAAAAGAAAAAAUGGACAAAUAGCACUUGAAUUUGUGGUAGGAAUAUUUUACGAUAAUUCAGUGGUUAUGAUGGAAGAAGGGAUUGUCAAAAAAGGGGGUGAAUUGAAUCAAUAUUUUAUGAAAUUAUUAAAAACAACACAAUUUGUUGUUAUUACAAAAGACAAUACUGAAGUUCAAACAAUCAUAAAUACAUAA